AUGGACGGUGAAACCCCCAACGCCCAAGCUAUGCGGCUUGAGGAGCUAUGGACAACGCUGGACGCGAAGAAAACUGGUCACCUGGACCUCGCGGGAUUAAAAAGAGGCCUGAAGAAAAUGGACCAUCCCCUAAAGCAUGCAGACUCCCUUGUAGAAGAUGUCAUGCAAUCUGUAGAUACCAACAAGGACGGCCGCAUCACAUUUGCUGAGUUUCAGACCUUCGUGAAGCAAACCGAACGCGAGCUUUAUUACCUUUUCAAGAGGAUAGACCAUAACGAGGACGGCAAGCUUGAUAAGGCGGAGCUCAAACAAGCUUUUCAAACAGCAGGUCUAGCUGUGCCAGACUCCAAGUUUGAGCGUUUCUUUGAGCAAGUCGAUUCUAAUCAAGACGGUGUGAUAACGUUCGACGAAUGGCGGGAUUUCCUUCUUUUUAUUCCCUCUGGUGAAACCGAUCUUCGAGCUGUACUAUCCUAUUUCACUUCCACCUUUCGAAUGAACCCAGAGGGAGAUGCGCAGAUAAGUGACGAUAUUAUCGAUGGGCUAGGUAUACAACAACAAUUUCUUAACAUUUUGUUCGGCGAAAUUGUCAGGAUAGCAAAGCCCCCAAAGCCGCGUCCGCCCGCUUCUGUCCAAAACAAUUCGUCCAUUACACUCACCGCACCGCACCUGGACAUGUCUUCAGAAGAGGCAACACUCACCCUCCCUCCGAAAGUAGACACCGUCGAGUUUUCGCCAGAUGUCUCAGAACCCGAGACCGACUCUGCAGUCUUGCAACUUGAACAGACAAAGCCGGUGCUGAUUCUUAUUCCUUAUUCAGGCUACUUCGUGGCGGGAGGUAUCUCCGGUAUCGUCUCUCGUACUGCUACCGCCCCCCUCGAUCGUCUCAAAGUCUACCUCAUCGCCCAAACAUCGGUCACAUCAGAAGCUGUCCAAGCAGCAAAAUCGGGCAAUCCCUUUGCUGCAAUAGGCAGAGCAUGGCGGCCCAUUGCGAACGCGAUGAAAGAUCUUUGGCAGGCAGGUGGAAUCAGGAGUCUCUAUGCAGGAAACGGCUUGAAUGUGGUGAAAGUAAUGCCAGAAUCUGCAAUCAAAUUCGGCUCAUAUGAGGCCACGAAACGAUUCUUUGCUACUCUUGAGGGCAUUGAAGACCCGAACAACAUCCAUUCGUAUGCGAAGUUCAUGGCAGGCGGUGUUGCUGGCAUGGUGUCACAGUUCGCCGUGUAUCCAAUGGACACAUUGAAAUUCCGUAUGCAAUGUGAAACUGUUAAAGGUGGACUGCACGGCAAUCAGCUAAUAAUCACAACUGCGAAAAAGAUGUGGGCUAAGAACGGUGUGGUGGCCUUCUAUCGCGGCCUACCCAUGGGAUUGGUGGGCAUAUUCCCUUAUGCUGCAAUUGACCUUGGAACAUUUGAGUACCUCAAACGUGCUCUCGCCAGAAGAAAGGCAAAGAAACUCGGAUGCCACGAAGAACAAGCACAGCCCAGCAGCUUUGCCACGGCUUGCAUUGGAGGUUUCAGCGGUGCUUUCGGUGCUAGUAUGGUCUAUCCUCUGAACCUACUUCGCACCCGUCUCCAGAGCCAAGGAACAGUUCUUCACCCUAGAACAUACACUGGAAUUAUGGAUGUUACACGGCAAACUAUCAAAGGUGAAGGGUACAGAGGUCUGUUCAAAGGACUGACACCGAAUCUGUUCAAGGUUGUCCCUGCUGUUUCCAUUACCUAUGUUGUGUACGAGCAGUCUAAGUUAGCCAUGGGCCUACCAUAA
Molecule: messenger RNA, 1761 nt
Organism: Pseudovirgaria hyperparasitica
Lineage: Eukaryota; Fungi; Ascomycota; Dothideomycetes; Acrospermales; Acrospermaceae
Product: calcium dependent mitochondrial carrier protein-like protein
Exons: 9
Coding region: 1-1761 (586 amino acids)
Biological process (GO): transmembrane transport
Molecular function (GO): ATP transmembrane transporter activity; calcium ion binding
Source: RefSeq, a predicted model, not a curated record